Motacilla alba alba is the source of this 5026-nucleotide messenger RNA. RefSeq names its product ring finger protein 141 (gene RNF141). The coding region runs from base 1377 to 2111 and encodes 244 amino acids. Gene Ontology annotation, biological process: protein autoubiquitination. Gene Ontology annotation, molecular function: ubiquitin-protein transferase activity. The record is from RefSeq and is a predicted model, not a curated record. The transcript has 6 exons. NCBI's taxonomy places the organism in Eukaryota, Metazoa, Chordata, Aves, Passeriformes, Motacillidae.
CGGGCGGGGCGGCCGUGACGCAGCCGGGCUGAGCGCGGCCCGUCCCGCGCCCCGCGCUGAGGGCCGGCACCGGGGCAGGGCGGGCGGGGCGCGCCUGGGCCGUGAGGGGCUGCGCACGGGCCCGUCCGUGCCUCUGGGGGCGCCUCGUGGGUCUGCGGGUGACGCGGGGUGUGUGGGGUCUUGGAGGGUGAACAAUAGGGAACGUUUCAUAGAGCGCCUUGUUGGAAGGGACUCACAGGGAUCAAAGUCCAGCUCCUGGCCCUGCACAGGACACCCCAAGAGUCACCCCGUGUGCCUGACAGUGUUGUACAAACGCUUCUUGAACUCUCUCGGGCUUGCUGCUGUGACCACUUCCCUGGGGACACUGUUGCAGUGUUCACCACCCUCGGGGUGAAACUUUUCCCGAUACCCAGUUCUGCAAACACCCUCGCGGGUGUUUCUCCCCAAACUUUUCCGUGCUGGAUUUAGGUGCUGAGCUCGGCAGGCCCGCAGGAGUCACGGUGCUCCCUGAGAAGCACGGGGGAGCCCAAGCCCGGAGAUCCGGGGGGAGGUGUCUGCAAGGUGACCGGCCGUGCUGCUGGCGUGCGCGCCUGGGCGUGUGCUCCCCGAGCACUCCCCGGAGAGCGGGGCGGGAGGCGGCCGGAGCCUUAUCGGGAAGGAGAAAAGUGGCUGGAAGGGGAGCGUAUCUGUGCGGGAACAGAAAUUGGUCAUAAUCCCAGCCAUAAAUUGGAAGUUUACUCUGGUGAAAUUGCAUAGAACUUCAGGAUGCUCUGACAGGAGCUCGCUUGGUGUGCUGUGUUUUUCUCGCACCGUGGUGAGACGUCAACAGUUGUAGAUUUUGUUUUGGGCGGGGUUAAGCCCAAGUGCAGCUACAGCUACCUGCGGGGCAAAGUGCUGCUUUAUCUGUGGUGUCUCUCAUCAGGAGUUUCUAAUGCAGCUACUGUCGGGCUGCUCCGUGUGUGAGUUUAGGUGGAUGUUCUGCAGUUCCCUUGCCCUCGCACACCUCUAGCUGUAGAAGUCUUAAAAGGGCCUGACACAACCGGUUUGCUUGACAAACAAUGAACUCUGCAAAGAGGCAUUUUGGGGGAAGUAAAAUGCAGGGGGAUCAAGGGGAGUAAGUAGAUAAAUACUCGGAGGGCAUGGCAUUAAUCCCUCGGCAGAAUUUUGGGGAAAAAUAUUUGGUUGUGAAGGAAAGAUGAAGUACUUUGGAGUCGGACACAUUUGAGCAAGUCAGUUCUGUAAUACAGCCUGAAGUUGAGUGUUUUGUGUGGAUAGGGAGGUCUCUAAAUUGGUCUAUGCUGACAUGGAUUCCUUGGCUUGCCGGUUUCAGAAUGCUGUGGGAGUUCUUUUGAUCUGCCAAUAGACUCUACAAGUGAAUGAGAACUUCUCUCUACAAAACUGAGGUGAAGAGCUUCACCAUGGGUCAACAGAUUUCAAACCACACACAAACUGUAAUUAACAAGUUGCCAGAAAAAGUAGCAAAACAUGCCUCUUUGGUUCAAGAAAGUGGUUUCCUAACCUAUGAAGAGUUUCUGGGAAGAGUAGCUGAACUCAAUGAUAUUACUGCAAAAUUGGCUUCUGGACAAGACAAACAUCUGUUAUUUGAAGUGCAGCCUGGGUCUGAUUCUUCUGCUUUCUGGAAGGUGAUCGUUAGGAUAAUAUGUACCAAAAUAAAUAAAACAAGUGGCAUCGUGGAAGCUUCCAGAAUCUUGAACUUAUAUCAGUUCACUCAACUUUAUAAAGACAUCACCAGUCAAGCAGCAGGAGUUCUUGCACAGAGUGAUACUUCUGAAGAAGCUGCUGAGAGUUGGAGAUCUCUGUCUUCGUGUCAGGCCAGCUUGUGGAUGGGAAGGGUUAAACAGCUGACUGAUGAAGAGGAAUGUUGCAUCUGCAUGGAUGGGCGUGCUGAUCUAAUCCUGCCAUGUGCUCACAGUUUCUGCCAGAAAUGCAUUGAUAAAUGGAGUGACCGCCACAGAAACUGUCCCGUGUGCCGCCGGCAGGUGACUGGGGCAGGAGAUUCCUGGGUGGUGUCAGAGGCCCCAACAGAAGAUGACAUUGCCACUUACAUCCUUAACAUGGUGGAUGAGGCUGGGCAGCCCCACAGACCCUGACCCUGCCCACCAGGCUGAUCGUGGCAGAACCACUUGAAGCUUUUGUUUUCCCCAGCGUCUGGUUUUACCCCUCCUCGCUGUUCUUCCACAGUCUGUCCUUUCCUUCUCCUCUUGGCUGCUGUGAGUCUGCGCUGCUCUCCUAAAGCACAGGGUGUCUGAGCAAGUCUCUGUGUGUGCAGUCCUCUUUAUUGAACUGUUCUUGCAUCAAACUCUUUGAUCAUUAACACAGUUUACUUUAACAGCAGCGUUUGAUAUUAAUUAACAGUUGAACUACUUGAUGGAGCAAUUUGUAACAGCACAACUACAACUGCAAACUGCUGUUUGAGCAUCACAGUGUACUGCUACAGAGAUGAACCGUGGCAGAUGGCUUGACCUCACAGUUCCUACCCUUAAAAGCAGUCCCUUAUUCACAACUAAUGUGAAUAAAGAUGAUGAGUUAGCACUAGUGGUUAAUAAUUUGAAAUUUUACUGUUGAAACUUGAAGAUCCCACUGCCUGUUCUUCAUUAUGAAGUUAUUGCUGCUCUUAGUGUUUACAGGUACUUAAUCUGAUCUGUUAUGACUUUUAGUAUUAAUUAUUUUAAAUCUGUUUUCGAGAGUGUAGGCAGGUCUGUAAAUGUACUUGUGCACUUCCCCUUAUUCUUCUAACAAGACUUAUCUCUUAGAAUAUUUUUUUAAAUAUGAUAUUUAGCAUAGUCUUAUUAGCUUGGAAACAUUAAACAGUUUCAUACACAAUCCUAAAAGCAGUAAAUCAGCUUCUCAGUAGUUUUUGAUAAAGAACAGCUAAAAUUAUUUCUAAACGUUGGGCAUAUCUGAAGAGAAUGCCUUUAUUUGAAUUAGCACUUAAGGUGUAGUUUAGUCUGAUGCUGUGGCUUUAUCUGCUCCUCCUCUUGAGUUUUUGAAGCGAUGAGAUCAGAGUUAAAAGGUAUACGAAGAGUUACAAGUGAUAAUCUAAGUAAGGGUGCUCUACUUUCUAUCUACAAGUGCAAUAUGUUUUUAUGUAGCAGAGGGAAACUUCUUUAACAGUAAUGUGGCUUGGAGCGAGAUGCACAUGGGACAGCUUGGAAAAGGGAUGUCUCAACUGGAGUGCAACAGUAUUUUGUGUCUAGCAGAAUAAAGUCUUUAGGAGCUGAGUUUAGACAGUCUAAAAUUGAUAGUAUUCAGGAAACCCAUCUUAAGCCUCUUGUGCAUAAAUAGUGUUAUGGAAAUGAAUGGCUACUGUAGAGAAUUAAUUUUAUAUAUAUAUGUGUAUAUUAACAAAUACUACUUUUUCUCACUCAGUAACCUCAAGUUAAAAUAUUCAAUUGUAGCAUUUGAGGGAAUAACAGCAUAAAUCUUGCUUACUGUGAGACUGCACUUUUCCUUACCAUACCUGUUAAAAUGCCAUGAUGCCAUAAGGCUUAAGUCCUUUUGUCACAGACAGGUUCUGAACUAAAAGGCAUGUGCACAUGUAGAUAUGCACAUUUAGGUUAUUUUUCUUAAUUGGCUACAAAAUAACUUAAUUACAUCAAUCUGUCAAAGAAUGUGCACAGAGUAUGGCACCUGUUUGAGCUUGGCUUGUGACACCAUUGUCAAAUUUAUCAUAGGUUUUAAGACAGAGAAGCAACAUACCCUUCAUGUGUCUGUCAUCUGAGAGCCAGUAUGGCUUAGUGUGUAAAUCUGUAUUUAGCUAUGGAAAAAUCCUUUUAGGAGUGUAUAUAGCUGACAACUCUUUUUUUUUUUCCCUUUCUUAAGCCAUUGAUAGCAAUGAGAUAUUCUUCAGUAAAUGUACAGAGUGUUUGGUUGCAGAAAGGCGGUUGUUGUUUGGGCUGGAAAUUGUUACUGGCCCAGGAUUUCCCACUAAAACAUGUGCAAAUAUUCCUGAUCAUGCACCAGUUAGGGUUUCUUUUUGCUUUUUGAGCUUGCAUUAGUCCAUGUUCAGAACUUUCAGAUAAUCUUUGAAUUUUUUAAACUUUUUAUAUUACUGGAACAGAAAGAGCAUCUAAAUGAAAGACUCAAGCUAACUUUAUUUUUCAAGUACUUCAAGAAUUAUACUUCUGAACUGAGAUUUUAUAAGUUGACUUUCUGCUGAGAACUUACAUGAACUUCUUAAAAUGUAAUUUUAUAAUGAUGCAAACAAAUUGUUAAUUGCAGCAUAAUGACAAUUACAAUAUAAACUAAUGCAAAAAUUAUUUAAAUAGUGAAAAAGUAAACUUUGUAUUCUGUACAGCUUUUUUAAAUUAAGUUGCUGUAAUUCACACUGCUGUGAUGUAGAUACUGUAAUGUGUGCCUUGUAAAAUAUAUGUACUGUAUGUUAUAUGGAGAAAUAGCAACUUUAACACUGAAAACCUAGUAAUUUGGUACUGGUUGGUAUUACUUAGUCUGAAGUACAACAUUUAGCAAACAAUUUUGGAAAAGGAAUCCAUUGGCAUGGAUAUGGCAAUGAGUUCCAGAAGCUAGACCUUGAAAAUGUGAAUUACUGCAAAUAGCUGUUGGUGGGGGGCAUUAGAAGAAAUUAACUUUCUUGUGUUAAGUGAACAUUUCUUACAGGUUUAAUGUGAAAUUGUAACUUAAACAUUAGAGAUGGUAUUAAUAGCUAAGAACAUUCCACUAUAUUAAACUUUGUGUAUGAAUUGUGCAAUAAAGUUACUUUGGAAGAUAUGUUAGAGUUCUUUUAAGCUUAAGGAAUCUCUUGGCUUUAGUACCACAGAAGUCUGAAAACUGAGUUUUGAUGCCAAUACAAUUGCAUUGUACAGGUGGUGUGGUUAAAAGUGUGGCGCUGUGAGUCAGAGCUCUCUUAAACUUUGAAGGGUUGUAUCAACAAGGUACCUCAAUGCAGCUCUGCAAAAAAGAAAAAACUGGCUCUGAUUUGACCUCUUCUAGGUACACAAAUAAAUUGGAACAUUUUGAGAUUAUGGGAAAAAUUAAACAACUCUAA